ACAGGAUUUUGUUUCAAGAUUUGGAUUUGUUUCAUUUCGUUUGCAUAAUUCAGCACGCGAAUUGUGUUCAAUCAUGACGUUGACUCCUGUGAUUGUGUUCCUGAUGAUGGUAUCGGUGAGCUGGGCCUUGCUCUUCGAAAGAAGUAGUCCGAUAGCCAGUGCUGAUGAUCGAGGUCUGUGGUUUUAAAUAUUUUUUUAAAUUUAAACACAGCUUUAUUGUUGAUUCAACAAUAGCAGCUAAAACUGUUUUAGAAAUUAAAAGCAUUUUAACACUGACAUAAGAAGUAAAAUGUAUGUUGUUGUUUUUUUAAAUGGCACAAAAUGUUGUUGAUAAUGGGGAAACUAUGUCUUUAUAAAAUUGAUACCAGUUCACUGUGUCCAUUUAUUCUCACAAUAAUGAUAACUCCGCCAUAAUUUCUCUUUUCAAAAGAGUUGAAAAAUCAGAGUCAUUUGAUGCAAAGUCAGACAGUAACCAUGAAAGACAUUCAAUGGUCCUGACGUAUAGAAACACAGAGAGCAAACAUCUCUUAUUUUUCUAUAUUUUGUGUUCUUUUUUUUUUGUUUUGGUGUGAUUUUGCUUGUUAUUUUUAUAAGGGGGUAUUGCGAUUGAAAAAGUCUUCUUAGAAUAUGUAUAUACAAAUAUACAACAAUCCCUUGGUCUUACGUCCCAUUAGGCGUUUGACCUUAAACAAAAGUAACAAAUGGACGUACAUUAACUGUUUUAAGCCUGAAAAUCGCGAAUGCUGCCAAAAAACAAAACAAACGCACUAUGUCACCGGCUAAUUAACAAAAAACUACACUGCAAAAAUGUGACUGUUCAUUUAAAAAGCUAAAUCUAAAACUAGUUUAGGUUGGAAGUCAAAGCAAGGGAAUACGUGCUUAGGAUUUCACUCUUAAUCACGUGACUGAAAGUAACCUAUCGUGUAACUGUCGAGAUGCGAUUCUUCUGUAUGGCUACGUCUUUCACUUCAUUCCGUUCGGCAGUACAUCAUACAGCAACAGUCACCAAUGCAACAAACAUCAACCGGUUUAUUGUAAACAAAAGUUUAUUUAACCGCAAUUCCCAAACUAUGGUUGAUACUUGAUUUCUGAGCAACAAUCAAAUCUUUUCAGCACAAAUCUUAAUUUAUUUAACCGCAAUUCCCAAACUAUGGUUGAUACUUAAUUUCUGAACAACAAUCAAAUCUUUUCAGCACAACACUUAGCAGUAUUCAACCACCAUCUCUCUUCUCUAACAACAACGAAAACUAACGCGUCACUUCCCAUUACACAAUUACGUCACAACACUCUCACACAAACGAUACGGCUACACAUAAAAUCUUUAACUAAACAUCUUUUCCCUAUCAAACCUUGAAACAAUAAUCUACACAUAACAACAGUGAUUCUCAUACCCUUGACUGUAACCCGACGUCACGGAAAUGGUUUGAAAGUAAAGCAAGAAGCUAUGGUCAUUGAAAUAUGACAAAAGACGUUACUCGACGGAUGAAAAUUAAUGCAUGCGUCUGUACGAUAAUUAUGCGUUUCAAAUAUCUGUAAAGUCCUGCUCGAACCAGCCACACCAGUAGUUUGUAAUCAUGUGCUAAAGAAACAGACAAGUUGUGUAAACCGCACGCCUGAACCAAACUAUCUAACUCUCUUUUUCUUUUUUUUUUUUUGGUUGUCCCAGCCAUCGCAGAGUCCUGUCUUGCCCUAGCCGACCAGGGAAGCUGUGAGUUCUACUCGUGCUUUGAGAGUCGACUGCCCUGUGGCAGGGAAUGGUACAUGCUCAGGACUGGCCACUACUACUGCAACAAGAUGCAGAGACAAAAACCAAACUUUUCUCUAGCCGUAAGCAUCCCGAGAAGCCCCCCCCCCCCAAAUUGAAUUACAUUAUAAAAUCUGAGACCCGGAUGUUAUCUUAAUGAUGAGAUACUGAUGCCUUUUAAACCCGGGACCUUUUGAGCCUCGUGGGUCCAUUGGAAUGUUGUCCCCCCUUCCCCUAUGGAUGAUCCGACCCUGCUUCAGCAAAUUACAUUCCAGCAAAACGUUAUGUCCUUUUUUAUGAAAAAUUCAACUUUUAUAAAGUCAUUAAGGAACAUUAAAAUAAAUACCAUCCAAUAAGUACAAUGCGAUCCAACAAUUACAAAAUUAUCCUGUCAUAAACACCCCUUCAUUAUCUUUUUUUAGUGUUUUUAAUGAUCACUGCGAUAAUUCUCCAUAACGACCUUGACCUUUCCUUUCAUGAACGCUUCACAGGGCCAACGCUUCAUUGAGGACGCCCAGCGGUGCCUGACCCAGUCGCUCAAGGACGAAUACCGCCUAGAUGACAUUGACUGCCACACCCUGGAGCAUCAGGCGGUCGACAGCAUUACUCCGUGUUUCAUAAGUAUGUUAAAUUGUUACAAUUGUUCUGUCAGGCUUCGUAGAUAAUGUAUGAUUGUCGUGUAAGAAAGUAGUGUAAAGGGGAGAAAUAAAAAACAACUAGUCUAACUUUACUUUUAGUAAACGUUUUCAUGAAUUAUUUAUGACAACGUCAUAAAAUAUGAAAAUUCCCUCAAAUACUACAUCGUAUUUCUUUUUUCUUUUAUAUUUUUGAGGGCCAACAAUCAAUUUAUUGAUCAUUGUGGCUCCUGGUUUGAAUUCAGAGUUUACCUUCUCUUAGAUGAGAUGCCGUCCAAGAUUAUUUAAUGUCAGUUUUUGUUGCUGAAUUAAUGUAAUCUCUAAAGAAAGACGAGGAAGUCUCCACUAACUGAACACUUAAAAAAAAACAACAGCACUGACUUUGUCCUUUUCAGACUAAAUGCCUUGAAACAUUUAACGUCUGCUCUAUUUGUAUAGCCCGACAUCAGUUUCAUUACGAAAAUACUAUGUGAGCUGUAGGCAUGGCUAACAACGUCUCAUAACAAAGAAUUAGGAUCAGUGCAAAAAUAAUAUUUAAAAAACUAAGCUUAGCUACUUAGCUUACUACGUCAAGUUAAAUAAAAAAAAUUAAAAGUUGAAUGUUGACGACAGAAAAAAAAAAGACAAAUGACAAAAAGAUAUGCAGAAGGAAAAAAAACAACACUUACUUUGGGAUUGAUAAAUGUGCAGAAAGGAGCCGACAGCAAGAAAAGUCUGGGGUUAUAAGUUACACUUCAUUGUAAGUUGUCGUAUUUUAAAAAUCGAUUUAACCUAUUUCGUUGUUGUUUCUCCAGACAAUGAUUUCUGUAACGCAUUUAGAACUGAUGCUGCUCAGUUUUUCCGAGUCUACGAGUUCUCAGAUCUCUUCACCAGAGGAGCUGGCAAGUAAGUGGACACAGAAAAGUCAGAUAUCAUGGUGGCACAAGAUUCAGUUUUAAAUGACACAUUUUAAUUAGGGUUUGACACACAUCGCUUCCAGAUCAGGUUGGGAUGUUUACCCCUUCAUUACUUUUGUCUAGCAUUGAAUAGACCAGUCAUGAGCUUAUCAUAUAGUAUGUGUACUCUAACAAUCUAAUUUUGUGAUCUCAAAGAUAUGACUUUGUGUAAAUUUUCAAAUUAUCAUAUUGUAAACUUCCACAAUCAGCAGUAUGUGUACAUUUCCAAACAUUUCAUAUUUCGCCUCAGAAAGAUUUGGUUUAUUUACAAGCCAACAUUUCUGUCUGCUUUUCACAACAAACAAACAAAGUUUUAAUUUAUUUCUGUACAAUCAACAUUUUGUGUACAUUCGUAUUCACCAUUUGGGAUAAUUCCCAAACAACAUUCGCAUACGCUCUAAUCAAUGCUUUGUGUAAUAUGUAUGUAUAUAUAUAUAUAUAUUAUAUAAGAGUGAGCUAGGCUGACCGCCAAGCCAAAGAAACGAGAAGAUUCAUAUACGUUCGGAUUUUUUUUUUUAAAUCAUCAAAGUUUCUAUUAUGUUACCGAAAUCUGAUAAAUCAAAAUUCGGAAAAAAUAUUACAUAUCCGCUUUUAUUUCAGUAAAUGUUUAUGUAUUAUUAUUUAAAAAUUACAAAUACAUUAAAAGAUGAAUUUAAAAGUUAUGAAAACAAAAUUAAUUUAAAAAAAGAUCUUAUAAUUACAUGGUAAUCACAUUUAUCGGGAAAACCCAAACACCUGUUGUUUAAUUGUGCAUUUUAGUGCAUUGUUAAUAUUGCGAAAUAAAAUUUAAAUUAAUUUGAUCUAAAUAAAUACGCAAAUGACGUCAUAGGGCGAUUGCCUAUUUUAGCCAAAGCUCUAAGUUUCUUUCAUUUAGUAACCACGCGUGACAGAUCUGAUAAUGUAUUUCCCUUUCUUAAUAGUAAAAUUAAUAAAUAUAAUAGAUUGCUUUUUAAAUUAUUAAUAAAACACACACAAAUUUAGCUUUGUUUUUUUUUAACAUUUAAUAAGUUAUACUUUUAUUCAUUCCAAAAAUAUUAUUUUAGUAAAUUUGUAAAGUAAUAAACACUUAACAUUUAAAUAUACUUUUAAUAAGAGAAUUCCGUUUAUGUCAAUCAGUGCAGCGAUACCCCAUAGCCAAAUAGCAUUCACUAAUGCACUUAUCACUCAUCCAAAAAAUAACAAACCAUCUGAAGUGCAAAAAAAAAUAAAUCUAAAUGAUCACUAAUUAAGUGAUCAUUUAGAUGUGGUAAUUUAUGUCAUGUUUAUAGAAAAAAUAAUUGUAGUUAAGGGGGCGAAAAUGGGUAGGGUAUGCGUAUAUAAAUAUAGCAGAUAAAUGCUUCUCAAAUCUUUUAAUGAUGUUUGAAACGUAAAAAUAAUUACAUAAAUACUUUUUUUUUUUAAAUACAGAAUUGUGAUGAGUUUUUGCCAUAGCAAGUGGAAAUUAUCGCUAAGGGCCUGCCAUUAUUAUCUCGAUAACAUAGGGUGAUACGUUUUAGUAAAAUUAAUAAUUGAAUUAGAGUCACAGACUGAGUGUCGACUACACAAAAUGUAUUCAUUAUUCACCUUCUACCAAGCUUUCAUUAUUACCAUUUGAUGCAUUCUCAGAAAGAUCAUUCUUUGCACGUUCUCGAUAAAUUUUUGUUUGUGUAUUCUCAGAAUCUGGCGUCAGAUUGUGAACAUGGCGGCGCAGUGUGGUGGCGCAGCUGCCAGGGAAAUAACCUCGGACACAAGCGAGACUGUCAUCAACACUGUCAACACCUUCUUCGACUCCCUCUCUCGGGGCGUGGGAAAAUAGACGACUCCAGCUGGAAGAGGGCUGGUCAGCUGGUUAACCGACCGCGCCAAAAAGGACCAGUGGCAGAUGGUACCCAAUACCAUACCAAUUAGUAUUUUUUUUAAAACCUAUUUAACAUUGGUCUCUAGAAGGUAUAAACAACGACAGAACCAUAACUUGGAAGGACGCAGGCUUGUUGCAUAGCCGCUGGUGUCAGUAUACUCAGUGGCGUCUCAUAACAUUACGGGCGUUAGUUUAGUAAGUUCAGGGAGAGCCAGUGGCGUAGCGAGGGUGUUUGGUGCCCGGGGACAAGAUUCGCGCCUGGGGACAUGAUCCUUUUUAAAGCGCCCCUUUUUCUUUUUUUCAACUCUCAAACCCACUAUUUUCAUCAAUAAAAUAAUAUCAAAGCACAUUUUGGCGCCUCUAACUAGCUGGCGCACGGGGAAUCUGUCCCCCCUGCCCCCCCUCGCUACGCCUCUGGAGAGAGCAUACUUUGUAUAUACUAUUCAUUUGUAUAACAUAUGACUUUUACGUGCAAACCAUUAAAGGUAUAUAUUUAAAAACUAAUCUACGCGUUUACUAUGGUGCUUGAGUAUGUCAGGAGUGUUUAUGUGCCCCCCCCCCCACGGCGCCGCCUUCAACACGGCUUGGAGUUUGAUUCACAACUUGAGCGUCGACUCCGGAAACGUAAUCGUGAGUGUCCUUGAGCGCUUAGUACUUGUGUCUUCGCUACACUGUUUUGUUUGUUUCCGUUGUUGGUACUACGUUAGUCAUCACUUAAUAGCUUUUAAAACUUGCUUUGCCUUUUUUUUUACCCCAGACUAACCCACUUUUUAAACUGGUCUGACUGUUUGUCACCAAAGUUUAAGCUGGACUUGUGUUCUGCAAAUUUUCCCAAUGCGCAAUUUAAUAUUAUAUAUAUAUAUAUUAUGACCUUUCAACUUUCAUAUGUAUGUAAUAAUUUUGUGAUUUUAAAUAUUUGUAUUCCAGUCUGUUCUUAUCUCUUAUAUAUAUUUGGCUUCUGUUGUGCCCCCCCCCAACUCCACAUGUUUAGAUUAAUAGUAAUGAGUGACAAAAAGGCUGUCAUGCGUGACUUCUGAAAGCAGGUAAUUUUUUUUCUGUAAGGGGAGGAAACUAUUAUAUUAAUCAAUAAAGAACCACGGGUAUGGUGUAGGACAGUCUUUAGGACCAUUAACUAAAUGCUCCGACCCGGUGGAGAGAAAAAAAAACUGCAGCCGGUUAAGCUCUAAUAACUAUAUAUUACUAAAAAGAUAUAAUAUUUACAUUUAUUCAUUAUGCUUUUAUUGUAUUUGGUGAGUCAAGUGAAUAUAAUGUAAACAUUUAACAUGUAAAAAUGUAGGUGCACUCUACUGAAGUAUGAGUUCAACAAAACAGUGGCGAAUACUUUAAGAAAAGGACGGGUAACACAAUACGUAAAAUGUACACAACUGCAAAAAAUGUAUCUUUAAAAUCUUUUUAAAAAAUAAAAAUAAAAACAAUUGAGACCUCCCUUUGCGUUUUUAGCAAAUCGAUGAAUAGACCAUUACUUUUAAAUUAGCUUGCCUCUAACGGCUAUUUCCUA
This is a messenger RNA of Lymnaea stagnalis (great pond snail), 6670 nucleotides long. The record is from the annotation of a GenBank genome assembly. Lineage: Eukaryota; Metazoa; Mollusca; Gastropoda; Lymnaeidae.